This is a messenger RNA of Pungitius pungitius (ninespine stickleback), 5419 nucleotides long. It is a transcript of the gene clec16a, whose product is annotated as C-type lectin domain containing 16A. Gene Ontology annotation, cellular component: endolysosome membrane; late endosome. Lineage: Eukaryota; Metazoa; Chordata; Actinopteri; Perciformes; Gasterosteidae. Gene Ontology annotation, biological process: endosome to lysosome transport; regulation of autophagosome maturation; endosomal transport. The transcript has 24 exons. Bases 398 to 3733 code for a protein of 1111 amino acids. The record is from RefSeq and is a predicted model, not a curated record.
ACAGUCCCGGGCCACAACACGACACCGGAAGCGGCGGCCGUUGAUUGGCUCGUAGAUUGGCAAGCUGAGUCGUGAUUGGUCUCUGAGGUGUCGAUCCCUUAACUGGGCCCGACGACGGGACGUGUCGCUCGCUUUAAGCGUCACGGCCUAACCCGGAAGUGGCUGGUGUAGUUUUCCAACCACUGGCUUCCUAUGCUGUUUAGAAGUGAGGAAACGUCAACUCCCAGACAAACCAUUCGCAACGGCUAUUACGUAAUGACCCGUCUGCGCUAAUAUCACCUUCUGUUUGCUAAGUAGCUAUCCGUACGGGAAUGUGGGUGUUAUGUAUCGAUGCGGACACUAACGUUAGCAGAAUAACGCGAACAGUCGAAACGGUACACCCCUUACAACCACAACCAUGUUCGGCCGUUCACGGAGCUGGGUCGGAGGACCCGGGAAACCGAAAAAUAUCCAUUCUUUGGACCAUUUAAAGUAUAUGUACCAUGUCCUGACCAAAAAUACCACAGUGACCGAGCACAACCGAAACCUUUUGGUGGAGACCAUCCGCUCCAUCACAGAGAUCCUCAUCUGGGGAGACCAGAAUGACAGCUCUGUAUUUGAUUUCUUCUUGGAGAAGAACAUGUUUGCCUUCUUCCUGAACAUCCUGCGUCAGAAGUCGGGGCGCUACGUGUGCGUCCAACUGCUGCAGACUCUCAACAUACUGUUUGAGAACAUCAGCCAUGAGACUUCCCUUUAUUACCUUUUGUCAAACAACCACGUGAACUCCAUCAUCGUCCACAAGUUUGACUUCUCGGACGAGGAGAUCAUGGCCUACUACAUCUCCUUCCUCAAGACUCUGUCGCUCAAGCUCAACAACCACACCGUGCACUUCUUUUACAACGAGCACACCAAUGACUUUGCCCUGUACACCGAGGCCAUCAAGUUUUUCAACCACCCCGAAAGCAUGGUUCGCAUCGCUGUCCGAACCAUCACGCUCAACGUCUACAAAGUUUCAUUGGACAACCAGCACAUGCUGCACUACAUCCGAGAUAAGACCGCCGUCCCGUACUUCAGCAACUUGGUGUGGUUCAUCGGCAGCCACGUCAUCGAGCUGGACAAGUGUGUGCAGACGGACGAAGAACAUCGGAACCGGGGGAAGUUGAGUGACCUGGUAGCCGAGCACCUCGACCACCUGCACUACCUGAACGACAUCCUCAUCAUCAACUGUGAAUUCCUCAACGACGUUUUGACCGACCACCUCCUCAACCGCCUCUUCCUGCCCCUCUACGUCUACUCUCUGGUCAUCCCUGAGACGUCCGAAGAGCGAAAGAUUAACGCGCAGGUGUCCCUCUACCUGCUGUCUCAGGUGUUUCUGAUCAUCCACUAUCAGCCGCUGGUCAACUCCCUGGCCGAAGUCAUCCUCAAUGGAGACCUGUCUGUCUUCACCCCACAGACAAAGUAUACGGCCAGUGCGGGAGGUGUGCGUCGCUUCACCAAGCCCUCGGAGUCUCUGGAGCGCUCCCUGGAGCUGUCCCGCCAUCGCGGGCGCAAGAGAACUCAAAAGAGGCCAAACUACAAGAACCUGGGCGAGGAGGAGGAGGACGAAAGGCCCGGGGGAGGUGGAGGAGGAGGAGGAGGAGGUGGUGGAGUAGGAGGAGGAGGAGGAGGAGGAGCGGAGGAGGGCUGGGACGAAGAAGGCGGCGAAAGAGAGGGCGGCCGAGAGAGGGAGAAGGGAAAAGGUACAGAGGGAGGAGGAGGAGGAGGAGGAGGAGGUGGGAGUUCUAAGGGAAGCAGAGCGAGUGGGGAGACGGCGGAAGAGAUAGAGAUGGUGGUGAUGGAGAAGUGCAAGGUGUCGGAUCUGACGGAGCAGAACAUCACCGACGAGGAGAAGAGCGCCGCGGCCACUCGCACGCACGCGCACAGGAGCAGACCGUUCCUGGACAUGGUGUACAGCGCCCUGGACUGCAACGAGGACGACUACCACGCCCUGUUCGUCCUCUGCCUGCUCUACGCCGUCUCACACAGCAAAGGAAUAAACCGAGACCUGCUGGAGCGGCUGCAGUUACCAGUUCCAGACCAGGAGAAGAGCUGCUACAGCCUGGUGCUGGUAGAGCGACUGAUCAGAGCCAUGAGCCACGCAGCACAGCCGGAUGGUAAAGUGCGUUUAGCCACCCUGGAGCUGAGCUGCCUCCUCUUGAAGCAGUCGGUGCUGUCUGGAAGCCGCUGCAUAAUCAAAGAUGUGCAUCUGGCCUGCCUGGAGGGUGCGAGAGAAGAAAGUCUGCAUUUACUGCGGAGAUUCUACAAGGGCGAGGAGAUCUUUCUGGACAUGUUUGAAGACGAGUACAGGAGCAUGACGAGUAAACCGCUGAACGUGGAGUAUCUCAUGAUGGAUGCCUCCGUGCUGCUGCCCCCCACCGGUACCCCUCUGACCGGCAUCGACUUCGUCAAGCGGCUGCCCUGUGGGGACGUGGAGAAGACGCGCAGGGCGAUCCGCGUGUUCUUCAUGCUGCGGUCCUUAUCGCUGCAGCUGCAGGGGGAGCCUGAGACGCAGCUUCCUCUGACCCGACCCGAAGACCUCAUCAAGACCGACGACGUCUUAGACCUCAAUAACAGUGACCUCAUCGCCUGUAUGGUGGUCAGUAAAGAUGGCGGCCAGGCCCAGAGGUUCCUCGCCGUAGACGUGUACCAGAUGAGCCUGGUGGAGCCGGAAACCAAGCGCCUUGGGUGGGGCGUGGUCAAGUUUGCCGGCCUCCUACAAGACAUGCAGGUGUCCGGCGUGGAGGACGACAGCCGAGCGCUGAACAUCGUCAUCCACAAGCCCAGCGCCAACCCGCACGCCAAGCCGCUGCCCAUCCUGCAGGCCAACUUCAUCUUCGCCGACCACAUCCGCUGCAUCAUCGCCAAGCAGAGGCUGGCCAAGGGUCGCAUCCAGGCGCGGCGCAUGAAGAUGCAGAGGAUCGCAGCCCUGUUGGACCUGCCCGUGCAGCCCGGUGCGUCGGAGGUGCUGGGGUUCGGUCAGCCGGCCAACGCGGCGCCCGGCGCGCUGCCCUUCCGCUUCUACGAGCAGUCGAGGCGGGCCCCCAACGACCCCACGGCGAGCCGAGCCGUCUUCGCCUCGGUGGACAAAGUACCAGGCUUUGCAGUGGCUCACUGUGCGUCGCAGCACAGUCCCUCGCCCCUCUCCUCCCCCUCGACUCCCUCCAGUGGGAGCGGGAGCACAGGAAGAUGCGACUCUGUUACUGCGAGCACUGUGUCAGCUCAGAGCCCUACAGAUGAUGGUACGUUCUUGGAGCACACGCCGCCCUCCCUCUCGGGCGGAGAAGGGGAAGGAGGAGGAGGAGGAGGAGGUGGCGGCGAUGUAACGCUGUUCUCCUCUGCUCCCUCGGCACCAGUCCAGGCCCUCGCCCCGAGCCUCACCCCGGCCUCCCAGCCCACCAUCUCCCUCCUGACCGACGGCGGCGGCGAGGCGCUCAGCGUGGAGUCGCUCACGCUGCUGCCGCCCGCCGGCUCGCCGCACCUCCAUCCCUGCGCGGGCCACCUGCCCGCAGCGCACUCCCUCCAGAGGGCGGAGGAGCGGUCGCCGACGGAUGAGGCAACGACGGCGACGGAAGAGGAGGCCCCCGCUGAGGAGGAACCGGGGGCAGAAGGAGAAGACGCACCUCCAGAGGAGACGGGAGACCAGCCGCGCGAAAGAGACGAUGAGGAGAACACGGAGAGACGCGCUGAAACCCCGGACUCCCCAGAACUGGAUUAAACACACACACACUCCUCUUUAAGCACGUCCCUCACACCCCGGAGGGCGGGGCGGUGUGGACGCAGCGUGAGACUCUUUUUCACUCUCAGAGGACGGAGGACGACUCACAAAACGGCUUGAAGCACACGUUGUGUCUCGUUGUGUUUUUAGUAAGCGUGUGUGAAGGCGCGUAACCAGCAACGUUUUCUACUCGGUCUGAUCGAUUGUUUGUAAGCUCAAAAACACACACACACACACACACACACACACACACACACACACACACACACACACACACUGUUUAUCUGCACACGACCCUCAUAUGUUCUGUUCAUGGUCCCUUCGAUGCUAACAUACAAACAUGCUAUACAGACAGUGCCUUUGAACCGCUGCCUGUCAGACCCGUUUGCAGCAACUGCCUCUGUGGAGGUGCGUGUGUGCAGGGGGGGGGGGGGGGGGGGGGCUCUAUGAUUCGGGCACUGGUUGGUGGUGUUUUCUACAUUUAGCUCCUGUUUCCAGGUGUAGAGUGAGCACUGUCUGCACUCAUUGGGGCUCCUCUUGUUCUCCAUCGUCACCAUCGAUGCCGAUCCCUUGGGUUGACGGGUUCGUACGCUGUUGCUUGAGUGCCGGUGAGCAACGGCCCAAACACGUCGGAUUUGCUUUUUAAUUUCCAUUCUCGAUCAGCUUCUUCCCCGUUUCCGACGUUCACCGCCUCCAGUGGUCGCAUCGUCUGCGUUACCCACAAUGCCGAUCCACCGGUAUAAAGUGGUACAUAGCUGUUCAUAUCGUAUGCAGUGAAUAAUUCACUGAUUCAUGUGUUCUCUGCAUGAAGCAUUUCAGCCCCCCCAAAAAAAAGCAAAAUAUUGUUUGAUAUUUUUAGACGUACAGAUACAAAGUUGAUUUGCUUGCGUAAAUGAAGCGUAGUAAAACUCUGCAACCCCAACAUCUGUUGAAUGUAUGUGCUGGUGUCCUCUCAAGACACUGACCUGAGAGCAGUGGCUCUAACCACCUAACUAUCAAUGAACCACCCAGUUUAACCAGCAUAAAGCACAGCGCUUGGCUUCAUCCCAAAGUCGGCACACGGCUGUGUUUACAACCUGGAAGGACCAGAAACGAAAGUGAAACUGCUGUGAGGUCAGUGUGGAGACGUCCUUUAAUCGGCUCAAUAAAGCUUUACUACUACCGCAAUAAUCAUCAGCGCCUUCCAAUGAGGGGAGAUUUGGAAUGUAACAACUCAUCUCUGUUCAGAUUGGAUCCUUCAGAUAAGAUCUCAUCGGUGCCAUUAUCUUAACAGCUCAAGUCUUAAUGCGCGAUCAGCUUCUUUUUUUUUUUGUUUUUUGUCUUAACUUUUCUCUACAGUCAUCCACCGGUUUAGAAGGAGACGUUCAGAGUCUCGCUCCUGUAGAUAGCAGAAGAACGACGGUGAUGAUCACUGUCCUGCUGCAGAAGCUCGGCACAAUUCGUAGAGCAGCUUCCGAUGGUUUGAUGGAAGGUGGCGGCGUGUCCCCCGGUAACCAUUGGCAACCGCUACCCUAACACCUCAUGUCAAGCUUCCAUUAAGUCUCUGAAUGUAGUGUCUAUAUGUAAUAUGUUUAUAUGCUCUGUAAAUGCUUUUGGCUUUUAAACCUGUAAUUAUUGUUGAUGAACUGAAACAGAGAAAUAAAUAAAUAAAUAGAGAACUGCAAUAAAUUAUUCUACUUAACACCC